This is a messenger RNA of Neomonachus schauinslandi (Hawaiian monk seal), 1433 nucleotides long. It is a transcript of the gene OXER1, whose product is annotated as oxoeicosanoid receptor 1. Gene Ontology annotation, cellular component: membrane. NCBI's taxonomy places the organism in Eukaryota, Metazoa, Chordata, Mammalia, Carnivora, Phocidae. Bases 1 to 1068 code for a protein of 355 amino acids. Gene Ontology annotation, molecular function: G protein-coupled receptor activity. The record is from RefSeq and is a predicted model, not a curated record. The transcript has 2 exons. Gene Ontology annotation, biological process: G protein-coupled receptor signaling pathway.
AUGACAGCCUUCUGGUGCCAGCCGGGAACGCACUUGGGGGCCACCAGAGAGGCCACGGUUUCCUGCUUCCCAGCCUUCUCCCCCACCGUGUCUGCCUUCCUGGCGCCGAUCCUGGGUAUGGAGUUCGUCCUGGGCCUGGUGGGGAACAGCUUGGCGCUCUUCAUCUUCUGCUUCCACACGCGGCCCUGGACGUCGAACACGGUGUUCCUGGUCAGCCUGGUCGUUGCCGACUUUCUCCUGAUCAUCAACCUGCCCCUUCGCGUGGACUACUACUUCCUGCAGGAGCACUGGCGCUUCGGGGCCACCACCUGCAAGCUCAACCUCUUCAUGCUGUCCACCAACCGCUCGGCCAGUGUGGUCUUCCUCACGGCCGUCGCACUCAACCGCUACCUGAAGGUGGUGAGGCCCCACCACGUGCUGAGCCGGGCCUCCGUGUGGGCGGCCGCCAGGGUGGCCGGGGGGCUGUGGGCCGGCAUCCUGCUCCUCAACGGGCACCUGCUCCUGGCUGCCUAUACCGACCACUCCUGCCUCAGUUACCGGCUGGGCGUGAAGUCCUCGGCCUCACUUCGCUGGCACCAGGCCCUGUUCAUGCUGGAAUUCUUCCUGCCGCUGGCCCUCAUCCUCUUUGCCAUCGUGAACAUCAGGCUCACCAUCUGGCGCCGCAGCCUGGGGGGGCAGGCGGGCCCGCGGAGAGCCAUGUGCUUGCUGGCCGCGGUGGUGGCCGUCUACAUCAUCUGCUUCUUGCCCAGCGUCGUCUUCGGCAUGGCUUCCAUGGUGGCCUUCCGCCUGCAUGCCUGCCACGCCCUCGACCUCUGCACACAGCUCUUCCACAGCUCCCUGGCCAUUACUUACCUCAACAGUGUCCUGGACCCCGUGCUCUACUGCUUCUCGAGCCCCAACUUCCUCCGCCAGGUCCGGGCCCUGCUGGGCCUCAGCCAGGGCUGGCAGGGCCCAGCCAUUGACGAGAGCUCCUACCAGCCCUCCGCCCAGCGCCGGGAGGCCUCUAGGGAGGCGCAGGCUGCGGAGAAGCUGCAGGCCGAGGUCUCGCUGGAGGGCCCGCUCGAGUAAGGAGGCCCCUCCCGGGACUGGGGGUUCACAGGGCCGCAGGAGGAAGGACGGCCAGGCUCUACCUGGAGGGAAAAGGUUGCCAGCACAGGGAGCCUCAACCAGCGGGACAUCUGCAGGAGCCAGGUGGGUGGCAGGGGAAGGAAAGGGUCUUGACCUUACACAGCAGUGUGUCCCAGAUGACAUCCCCAGAGCACAGGAAAGAGCCCGAUGGCAGGUGGAGACAGGCAGGGGCUGUGACAGCUCCCCUCCAGACAAAGGGCCACCCCGCUGCCCAGUCCAGGGGCCAGAGUGUGAGGACUGAGAGCACAAGUCUUGCUUUGGAGAUCGGACAGCCACAUUUUCCGUCAUCUCUAACUUGUCCCUUU